AUGUCAGACAAUAAUCUACAUCAUAAUAACUCAGAAAUUAAUCAUUUAAAUACUCCUAUUUCUCAACCAUCAAGUAAACUUCCAAAAUUACUUUUUAAUUCAACACCUUCACUCCAACCAAUUAAACUACCCAAACCUCCUGUUACUUCAAUACAACAAGUCCCAUCAGUACCAGCCCAACUACAACCUCCAUUAGAAACAGUUACUUCUAAAAAAAAUCAUAAAAAAGGAAGUAGUUCAAAUGAUGAUGAAACAGAGACAAAUUCUGACUCAGAAACCUUAGUUAGUAGUUGUUCUGAUACUGUAGAUGAAGGAAUAAUUACAAACAAUAUAACCAAAGAAAAGAAGGUGACAAAAGAGAAAAAGCCACGAAAAAGGAUUACUAUGCCAAAGAAACCUGUUGGUGAAAAAAGACAGUAUAAAAGAAAAGAAAAGAAAGAGUCUGUUAAUGAUGGUUUAAAACCACUUUCUUCUAUCAACAAUGUUACGAGUUUGUCUAAAUUGGAGAAUACUACUGCAUCAGUUGAUAUUGCUCCUCUCAACAUCAAAGAAGAUGAAAAGUUCCUUCCAAAAGUAGCUGUAGACUUAAAAAAUAGAAUCGGUAUGAUAGAAGAAAAGGAAAAUGAAGAAAAGAAAGUUAAAACAGAAGAUGACAUUAAAGUGGAAGAAGAAGAUGAUGAAAUGUAUCUUGAAACUAUAGAAGAAGAAACAGCAAAUAAUACUAAUACGACGGAAUAA
Entamoeba nuttalli P19 is the source of this 738-nucleotide messenger RNA. RefSeq lists its product as hypothetical. Bases 1 to 738 code for a protein of 245 amino acids. Lineage: Eukaryota; Evosea; Mastigamoebida; Endamoebidae. The transcript has a single exon. The record is from RefSeq and is a predicted model, not a curated record.